AUGUCGCCCAACGUGCAAGAGGUGGAAGGGGCGAAGAGGAAACGGAGUCAUGAGGAGUACGUGUCGGAAGACGUCAUCAUGGGCGAUGUUUCCUCUCUCAAGUCAUCUGAUGCCAAUGGAGCCAACAAUAUGCCAACCCCCCGCGGCCAAGCGGAAGAAGCUGACGGCGGCAGAGAAGCAAGCCAAGGCCGAGGAGGAGGCGAAGAAAAGAAGGAGAGGGAGGAUCAACGUCUGCAAAAAUUAGCGGAAAAGGCCAAGGCGGACCAGGAGAAGCAGAUUGCCAAGGCGGCGCGGGCGGCGGAGAAGGCCAAGAAAGACGCGGAAGAGCAAGAAGCCAAGGCAGCCAAGGCGUUGGAGAAGGAGGAGAAGAGAAAGAAGAAGGAAGACGAGGAGCGCAAAGCCAAGGAGGAGAAGGAGAAGAAGGAGCGUAGCCAACUGAGGUUGCACGAUGCGACUCCGAUCAAGGUAGAAGGUGGUUCGGCGGCAGCGUCCCCGCUGAAAAAGCAGACAAACGAGUACGAGCGCAUGUUUCAGCCUUUCUUCGUCAAGGAGCACGUACGUAUGGCGCAGCGCGCGGCGCAAAUGGAUAAAGAGACACUCGACGCCAAGGCACAGAUACUCGACGAGUACGUGGAGGGUAGGAGAGGUACAGGGAUCGAGGUCAGACCCUUCAAUCCUGUGGAAGCCCUGCAUCUUGCCAGGCGACCCAAGAGGAUGGGAAUAGUGUACCCUCCCGUCAGAGGCCUCAUGGAGCAGAUACAGAAGGACGAUACAGAAGCCCGCGCUAAGCUCCGGGCGAUCCCCAUGAAGCUGCUUUGCUUCCGGCAAGACGUGCGCCCACCGUACUAUGGAACGGUGACGUGUCUGCCGCACCAUUUCGGACCCGCACGUCUACGUCGCGUGGCACGCCACCCGACGAAGCGCGUACUCGACCUCGAAUACGACUACGACUCGGAAGCGGAAUGGCAGGACGACGAGCCUGGCGACGACCUAGACGAUAUGGACGAAGAGGAGGAGGAUCUCGACGAUGAGGAUGAUAUGGACGGGUUCCUGGACGACUCGGAAGAUGCUGGAGUGGCGCGGCGCAUCUUUGCCAAUACGAUGGAGCCUGAAAGCACGGGUCUAUGCUUUGAGGAUGAAAGGGGAAAUUGCGGAAUCGAUCCCUUCUCAACGCAAUACUGGGAGCCGGCGCCGAAACCCAAGACCGGGCCGUCCAAGGCCGCGACGUCCAAAGCCACGACGUCCAAAGCCGCGACAUCCAAAAAGGCGAUGCCACCACCACCCGCUCCGCCGAGCAACGCGUUCGAAGCCCUCAGCGCGAAAUCUGGGACUAAACCUGGGGCCACGCCACAAGCCUCUACCGGAACAUCCGGCCCCGCCACGGGGUCCCGAUGCAGAGAAGCCGGCGAAGGCGGUGGACCCAGAACUGCUUGCAGAAUUCAAAAGGCAGUGUUAGCGAAUCAGAAACUGAGCAAGAUGGCAAUCGUGGAGGUCUUGAGUGUGCAGAUUGACGGUCUAACCAAGGCAGAUGCCAAGGUGAUGCUCGAUCAGGUCGCGGAGAGGAGGGGCCCGGGGAGGACAAAGGUGUGGGAGCUCAAGGAUGACCAGUGA
This is a messenger RNA of Parascedosporium putredinis, 1611 nucleotides long. The record is from the annotation of a GenBank genome assembly. Lineage: Eukaryota; Fungi; Ascomycota; Sordariomycetes; Microascales; Microascaceae.